AUGGCCAAUACCAAAAGUACAAAACAUUCUUCCAACAGUUCAAACUCAACCACAUACACUGGUAACUCUAACUUAGGUGGUGGCGGUGGAAACGGCGGCAACAACAAUAACAACACAAAUAAUGGAAGUGCUGAACGAAACGAAAGAAGUGAUCGUUUAGGAAGCGGAGGAAGCGCUGGAGGAGGCAAUAGCAGUAUCAGUAAUGGCGGUGGUGGCAGUAGUAGUGCAAACUUAUCUAACUCGCCUACUUCCUCAAGACAAACGACGGCAGGCGUGAGUAACGGCAGUAGUAAUAAUAGCAAUGGGAACGGUAAUAAUAACGGUAGUGCUGGUGGCAAUAAUGGUAGUGGAACAAGUCAACACCACCGAAAUCAAAGUGUUCCGUCAAUUGACGACGGAGGAGGAUACACUAGAGAAAAAGAGUCCGGCACUUCUUCGUCAGCUGUCGCUACAGUCCCAACGAGUACCUCUGGUUCUUCUGUGACAUUUUCAUCAUCCCAUUACCAAACUAAAAGGAUUCAAAAGGGAAAGGAACCCGUAAAAGAAAUACCACCGUUUGAUUUCAAUACGCUUGAUAUUUCAGUGUUACGACGAUACCGACGAAUAUAUAAAUUAAAAAUUGCUGAGCCAGCCACUAAAGAAACAUUAGUACGCGAGAUCACAAAACAUUACCAAGCUCUAAAACCCGUAGAGAAUGAUGUUAUCGCGCAAUUUUUGUAUGGUGUACAUAAUCGUGAUAAUGUAUUGAAGCUUCCUAUUCCUUGA
Messenger RNA from Ambispora leptoticha, 765 nucleotides. The record is from the annotation of a GenBank genome assembly. NCBI's taxonomy places the organism in Eukaryota, Fungi, Glomeromycota, Glomeromycetes, Archaeosporales, Ambisporaceae.